AUGGAGAAGAAGAUCACAGAGAAGAUUGCGGCUCUGCCGCCAGACGCAAACUACUUCUCGCUGGAGUUCUUCCCGCCGAAAACUCGGAUGGGUUUUGCGAACCUCUCCGCACGUCUAGAGCGUAUGGCACAGGCCCUCCGCCCGCUCUUUGUUACAGUCACUUGGGGUGCAGGCGGAAGCACGGCGGCCCGUUCCCUUGAGCUGGCCGAAGUAUGCCAGCGACAACUGCAGUUGACUACUGUGCUGCAUCUAACAUGCACAAACAUGAGUCGGGCGUUGGUGGAUAUGGCGUUGGAGGAGGCUAAGGCCCUAGGUAUUCGGAAUAUCCUGGCACUGCGUGGAGACCCGCCCCGGAGCGAGGAGUACAACAUGCAUGGAGAAGAUGAUAGCAACAGGGACUUCACAUUUGCGGUCGAUUUGGUGAAAUACAUUCGCAAGCAGCAUGGUGACUACUUCUGCAUUGGUGUUGCUGCGUACCCCGAGGGCCAUCCUGCCGAUUCAUUCCAGGAUAUGCAGGACCCGGCACGAGACCUUCCCUACCUGGUCGAGAAGACUGUUGCUGGUGCGGACUUCAUCAUGACCCAGCUGACUUACGAUCUGGAAGCAUACCAGAAGUUCGAGGGCAUGCUUCGGAAUCACGAGUCCGGCGCCUUUAAGACCAUUCCUAUCAUUCCAGGAUUGAUGCCUAUCCACAGUUACAAGAUCCUCACCCGAGUCACAAAACUCAGCCAUGUCAAGAUCCCAGACAGUGUUGCCAAGCGCAUUGAAGAAUUGAAGCAUGACGAUGAUGCUGUCAAGCGCGCCGGCGUUGACAUCGUCAGCGAGAUUUUGGGAGGUAUGAGAGAGAUCAAAUCCCCCGGUCCCCGAGGCUUCCACUUCUAUACUCUGAACUUGGAGAAGACCGUCUCAUUCAUUCUGGAGCGCUGUGACUUGAUCCCUCCAUUUUCAGUGAACCAGGAUGAUUCUGCCAUCGAUGUUGAUGGUACUGUCUCUCUUGACGAUGUUCCAACUCGCGCCCUGCAAGCUAGACGUCGCUCCUCCAUCAACUCUCAACCCCACAACCGUGUUAUUGUGGACAGACUAUCUGGAAAAGACUCAUCUCGAAGCUCAACACACGAGGCCCUGGCUGAAAGUGCUGGUCUACCUGCUCUGCCCCCGAACCGCAGCACAACCCUCCUCAUCUCCGAAGGACUGGGUUCUCUGGGCAGAGAAGCUACAUGGGAUGACUUCCCCAACGGCCGAUGGGGUGAUGCCCGCUCUCCUGCUUUCGGUGAGAUUGACGGCUACGGACCCUCACUUCAUGUCACUUCCGCGGUUGCCCGUCGUCUUUGGGGUCACCCUGUUCAGCAGUCCGAUAUCAACACGCUGUUCCGCCGCCACGUUUCUGGCGAACUGUACAUGGUCCCUUGGUCUGAAGGUGGUGCCGAGGAGGGCACAGAUGCACUGAACGCCGAAACGGCACUCAUUCGUCCCGAGCUGCUUAAGCUUAUUGAUGGCCGAGGCUGGUGGACUCUCGCCUCUCAGCCUGCCGUCAACGGCGUUCGUAGCAAUCACCCCAUCUUCGGUUGGGGUCCUCCCCGCGAGGGUUUCGUGUUUCAGAAGCCCUUCGUAGAGUUCUUCUGUUCCACGAACGAUUACAAUAAUAUCCUUCAGCCUCUCUUCAAGAAGCACGGCCAUGAGAAGCUUUCAUGGUUCGCCACAAACCAGGCAAAUGCCUAUGAGUCGUCAUCGCCUGCUCCUGUUGCCGACACUGAGCUUGACGAGCUCGCUACGAACCCGGACAGUGCCAACGCUGUCACUUGGGGAGUCUUCCGUGGCAAGGAAAUUAUCACUCCUACCAUCAUUGAGGAGGUCAGCUUCCGUGCUUGGGGUGAGGAGGCCUUCCGUAUCUGGGAGGAAUGGCGCAGUAUCUACCCGCGCAACUCGGCUACCGAGCGAUUCUUGGAUACAACCAAGAAUGAUGCCUGGCUGGUUUGUGUCGUUGGACAGCAGUUUGGUGCUGGAACUCAACCUGGUUCUAAGGAAGAGGAGGAUGAGGUUAAGUGGAUGUGGCGUGUCUUGGCAGGUGAGCAGGAGUAA
Penicillium malachiteum is the source of this 2079-nucleotide messenger RNA. Its product is annotated as methylenetetrahydrofolate reductase (NAD(P)H) MET12. Gene Ontology annotation, molecular function: FAD binding; methylenetetrahydrofolate reductase [NAD(P)H] activity. Gene Ontology annotation, cellular component: cytosol. Gene Ontology annotation, biological process: tetrahydrofolate interconversion. NCBI's taxonomy places the organism in Eukaryota, Fungi, Ascomycota, Eurotiomycetes, Eurotiales, Aspergillaceae. The transcript has 2 exons. The record is from RefSeq and is a predicted model, not a curated record. The coding region runs from base 1 to 2079 and encodes 692 amino acids.